Eremothecium gossypii ATCC 10895 is the source of this 624-nucleotide messenger RNA. RefSeq names its product Nop6p (gene NOP6). The record is from RefSeq and is marked provisional. Gene Ontology annotation, molecular function: RNA binding. Bases 1 to 624 code for a protein of 207 amino acids. The transcript has a single exon. NCBI's taxonomy places the organism in Eukaryota, Fungi, Ascomycota, Saccharomycetes, Saccharomycetales, Saccharomycetaceae.
AUGGCAGAGGAUCAGAAGCUUACAAAAAAGCAGCUUAAAGCUCAGAACUUCAGGAAGUCGAAAGAUGAGAAGACCGAGGAGAAGAAGCGUCCUUUGCAGUCGGAACCGAAAGAACCAGAAACGGGCCAUGCAGAGCCAGCAGUGAAGAAGCGCAAGACACGGCGUGGGAAAGGCGGCAAGGGUAAGGUUGAUUCGAACGGUAACAGAUUUCUGGUUUUCGUCGGCUCGUUGCCAAAAGGCAUAACAGAGUCGGAGCUGCAGGCCCACUUCAAAACCAGCAGUCCGGAUGUAAUCCGUCUGCGCCCUGACAAGAACAUUGCAUUCCUUGAGUUUGAUGGCAAAAAGGACCCCUCUACAAUUCAGCGGCGUAUGGAUAUCGCGCUGUUGCAGCACGGCACGCAACUCAAGGGCAAGAAGAUCAACGUUGAACUCACGGUAGGCGGCGGCGGUAACAGCCAGCAACGCCUCGAAAAGCUCCGGCAGAAGAAUGACAAGCUCAGCGAAGAGCGUGCUACUCGUAUGAAGGCGCUGAUCCAGGACAGUCGUGCUAAGAAGACCUCUGCAGAAGACGAGUCACGUGUGGUCCAGGGAGUUCAUCCAGAUAGAGCUAAGUUGCUCCAGUAG